AUGUCACAUGUCUUCGACGCUGAGGCAGUUGGUGCCUGCCGGGCAUUAGAGUGCGCCGUGAAGCUCCUACCUUGUGUCACAGGGGACAGCAGCAAUCCUCAGAUCUGGCUCUGCCUCGACAACACCUCAGUCAUCUGGGGCAUAUGGGGCAGGGCAGCAGCCUCCUCAAACUGGGCCUACAACCGCUGCCAUGAGCUCCUCAGACAGCACAAUGGCAAUGAGGAAGCAGACCGCUUGGCUAAGCGGGCAGUCUCAUCCACUGCAGCCCCAGCCUAUGGACUCGAGGCCACACCCACAGUCAGUGGGGUCCGCACAGUGGCCAAGCAGCUCAGCCAAGAGGCAAGGCGAAAGUGGUGGAGUGGAGCCUGUGGCAAGCUCUCUGACUGGUACCGGGGCUGGAGGUUCAGCAGGCCGACUGUGGAAUACCAAGUGAAGGCCCCUCCGGAGCUCACCAUGCCACGGCAUGCCCUUCACUGCUGGCUUGCACUCCGAUCCUCUCAUGGGGACUUCUCCUGGUACCACAGGCGUUUCCAGCAUGCAGAUGCAAGGCUCACCUGUGUCUGUGAACACAACAAGAGCCCAGAACAUUUGGUGCUCUGUCGACACUCACAGAGGCACCUUCUUCACUGGCCCAAGAGAACUGCUGGACUGCACGCAGUUCUACACACGGUACUGCACAAGCAGUUCCACGAGGCCGGCCUGCUGAGUACACCCACGGUAGCUAGUGCAACUGCCAGGGACAACACAGUCUAUGCAGACAGUACAGAUAGCACAACUGAGCUCAUCUGUUUCAAUUAG
Histoplasma mississippiense is the source of this 798-nucleotide messenger RNA. RefSeq lists its product with no specific name. The transcript has 4 exons. The coding region runs from base 1 to 798 and encodes 265 amino acids. NCBI's taxonomy places the organism in Eukaryota, Fungi, Ascomycota, Eurotiomycetes, Onygenales, Ajellomycetaceae. The record is from RefSeq and is a predicted model, not a curated record.